AUGGCUUUCUUGUGGAUCCUGUCCUGUCUGGCUUUUGCCGGGGCUGCUUAUGGCUGUGGAGUUCCAGCCAUCUCCCCAGUCAUCACUGGGUACUCCAGGAUAGUCAAUGGUGAGGAGGCUGUGCCCCACUCUUGGCCCUGGCAGGUCUCCCUUCAGGACUUCACUGGUUUCCAUUUCUGCGGCGGCUCCCUCAUCAGUGAGAACUGGGUUGUGACUGCUGCUCACUGUGGUGUCAGGACCUCUCACCGUGUCAUCUUGGGAGAACAUGACCACGACUCCAACAGCGAGGCAAUCCAAACCAUGAAAGUUGGCGGAGUCUUCCAGCACCCCAGUUACAACCCUUUCACCAUCGACAACGACAUCACGCUGGUCAAGUUGGCCUCUCCUGCCAUACUCAACAGUCACGUGUCCCCUGUGUGUGUUGCUGAGACCGGAGACAACUUCCCCGGCGGCAUGAAGUGCGUCACCACUGGCUGGGGCCUGACCAACCACAACGCGCUUGAAACUCCUCCGCUGCUGCAGCAGGCCGCCCUUCCGCUGCUCACCAACACCGAGUGCCAACGCUUCUGGGGCAACAAGAUAUCCAGCGUGAUGAUCUGCGCCGGAGCUGCAGGAGCCUCUUCCUGCAUGGGAGACUCCGGUGGCCCCCUCGUGUGCCAGAAAGCCGGUGCCUGGACCCUGGUUGGAAUUGUCUCCUGGGGAAGCGGCACGUGCUCCGUUUCCAGUCCCGGGGUGUAUGCCCGUGUCACGGAGCUGCGUGAAUGGAUGGACAAGACCAUCGCUGCGAACUAA
This is a messenger RNA of Scleropages formosus (Asian bonytongue), 792 nucleotides long. RefSeq names its product chymotrypsin A-like. Lineage: Eukaryota; Metazoa; Chordata; Actinopteri; Osteoglossiformes; Osteoglossidae. The record is from RefSeq and is a predicted model, not a curated record. The transcript has 7 exons. Gene Ontology annotation, biological process: proteolysis. Gene Ontology annotation, molecular function: serine-type endopeptidase activity. The coding region runs from base 1 to 792 and encodes 263 amino acids.